GUAUAUAAUAUUUAUAUAUGUAUACCUAUUGAAAUACAUAUAGAAGUGUCUAUAGAUCCAAAUUCUGUACUGGCAAACUGACAUCAACUGGCAUUUAACUACCAGCUGAUUUUAGUUUCGAUUAUUCCACUUUAAACAAACACUAUGGCCUCAGCUUCAAGUACAAGCGCUCGUAGUUUAUUUGUCGAGUCAAAAAUGAGAUUGGCCGAUAGAGUGCAAGUUAAUGUGAAUAAUAUUGCUUCCCUUGCCAGGCAAAUACAAAGAGGCUCAAAAAGCAGUGAAGUAUUAAUGCACAGUGCAAAAAAUUUUGCACAGCAAGAGCAUAAGUUAGAAAAUGCAGGAACGAAUUUGAAGUUAGUUGAUCUUAUAGCUACACAUUUAGACUAUCAAAUGGAAUCCAUGAGUGGGAGUUCUUUAAUCUUAGAAGAAGUUACUGAGCAAGUACGUGCUAUGCAAAGAUAAAUUAUGAGUAAUAAAUUAUAUUAUAAAACUUAUAAUGCAUAGUUUAUUGCAUAUCUUGUAUGUUUAUAAGUGAAAUGUGAAGAAUAAUACUUGAUAUAUAUUGUUAAA
Hylaeus volcanicus is the source of this 570-nucleotide messenger RNA. It is a transcript of the gene BORCS7, whose product is annotated as BLOC-1-related complex subunit 7. The transcript is spliced from 3 exons. Bases 145 to 462 code for a protein of 105 amino acids. The record is from RefSeq and is a predicted model, not a curated record. Lineage: Eukaryota; Metazoa; Arthropoda; Insecta; Hymenoptera; Colletidae. Gene Ontology annotation, cellular component: BORC complex.